CGCGGGCGCCGCCGACGGCCAUGGGCGGCGGCCCGGGCGGGGGCGGCGGCGGCGGUGGCGGCGCGCCGACCGUGCUCCUCCAGACGUGGGAGGCGCGCCGUAACUCUGGCGGCGCUCGGUCGGCGCCCGGCUCUCCGCCGGUCUCCAGUGACGAGGAGGGCGGCUCGCAGUGGUCGGAGGCCGACUCGGACCGCAGUCCGCCCGAGGUGGAGGUGUUCUCGGUGGCCACACAGACCCACUACGUCAGCAAGGACGUGCGCCGCGUGCCGGUAGCCGCCAAUGAGGUGUACAUGGUGCGCGUGUGCGAGCCGCCGCCGUCUCCGGGGGACGCCGCCGGCGCCGCGCCCAUCCCCGUCAUCUACGACCCGGCGCGGCCCAAACACACCCUGCAAGGUCAGCCGCCCAAGCCACCGCGCAUGUUGAACAUCGAGAGCGGCCUCGACUUCACCCGCGACCCGCCCUCGUUCUCCUCCCUGGCCUCGGGCGCCUCCUCCGAUGGCGGGGGCGGCGGCGGCGGGGGCGGCGGCGGCGGCGGCGGCGGCGGCGGCGGCGGCCGGCUCCACGAGGCCAUCAACCACGACCUGGUACUGGCUCACGAGGCGGCGCAGCGGGCCGCGCUGCAGCUGCGCUCCGGCUCGGUCGGUACAGAGGCCGAGUCCGUGCUGCGCGAGCUCGACCGCACGCUGGAUGGCGCCGGCGCCGGCGCUCAGCACGGCUUCAGCUCCGAGUUUGCCGCCCAGGUGGCCCGCGAGCGCGGCGCCGGCGGCGACUCGGGCACCGACAGCGGCCGGGGCCGCAGCGCCGAGCCGGCCAGCCCGGGCCGCCGCGAGGCGCGCACUCCUGAGAGCGGCGCGCGCAGCCCGGACAGCGAGCCACUGAGCGUGGGCAGCGGCUGCCGCAGCCCCGAGCCGCCGCCGCUCAGCGCCGCGCACCGCCAGGAGGACGCACCGCCGCCGGCGCAGAGUCCGAGCCGCCCUCCCCGGCGGAGUCCGGCGCGCCGCCCCACGAGUCCGCCGUCCCACCCCGUCAGCCCAGACAGCUCCCAUCCGUCCCACCGGCCCGCCGCCCAGCCGAGUCCACCGGCGCACCCCAGCCCACCGGCGCACCCCAGCCCACCGGCGCACCCCAGCCCGCCGGCGCACCCGGCCGCCGCGCGGCGCGUCAGCAACACGGAGAACUUCAACCUGGUGGAGGAGAUGACGGACGGCGGCCGGAGCGUGCUGGCGCGCCCGGACGACUUCGAGAGUCUCUCGUCGGGCGGCUACGACAUGGCCGAGGUGGGCGUCACCCGGUUCCCGACGCCGAGCACGCCGCGCACCACGCCGGCGGCCAGUCCGGCGCCGCGCGGCGAGUCACCCCUGUACGCGGCGCCCGAGCGGCCCCGGCGGCCCGAGCACGCCGUCGUCGUCGCCAUCGACUUCGGCACCACCUACAGCGGCUACGCCUUCAGCUUCGUCAGCAGUCCGGGCGCCAUCCACAUCAUGAGGAGGGCCGCAGGCGGUGACCCGGGCCUCAACAACCAGAAGACGCCGACGGCGCUGCUGCUCAGCCCGGCGGCCGAGUUUAGCGCGUUCGGGUUUGCCGCCAGGGACGCCUACCACGACCUGGAGCCGCGCCAGGCCGCCGAGUGGCUCUACUUCGACAAGUUCAAACUGUCCCUGCACACGGACGCCAGUCUGGGCGUGGACACCUACAUCCCGGCGGCCAACGGCCAGUGCAUCUCGGCGCUGCUCGUGUUCGCGCACGCGCUGUCGUUCUUCCGGCGGCAGGCGCUCGACGAGCUCGACGACCUGCUCGGCUACGAGAUGCCCGCGGGGCAGAUUCGCUGGGUCAUCACCGUGCCGGCCAUCUGGCGGCAGCAUGCCAAACAGUUCAUGAGGCAGGCCGCAUACAAGGCGGGUCUGUGCUCGGAGGGCCGCCGCGAGGACCUGCUGAUUGCCCUGGAGCCCGAGGUGGCCUCCGUCUACUGCCACAGUCUGCGGCUGCACGAGCUGGUGCACGAGGGCGCCGACCGGGUGUCUGUGUACGUGCCGUCGCGCGGCGAGGAGGCGCGCACCGGCGCCGCCGUCCAGAUGGUCAGAGGCACGCGCUACCUGGUGGUCGACUGCGGCGGCGGCACCGUGGACAUCACCGUGCACGAGGUGCUGGACUCGGAACACCGACGGCUCAAGGAGGUCUACAAGGCCAGCGGCGGGCCCUACGGCAGCGUCGGCGUGGACAUGCAGUUUGAGUCGCUGCUGGGCGACAUAUUCGGCGCCGAGUUCGUCGCCGGGUUCCGGUCGCGCCGGCCGGCCGCCUGGAUCGACCUGAUGGUGGCGUUCGAGGCCCGGAAGCGGGCUGCCUCGCCCGACAAGGCGUCGCCGCUGAAUGUGGCACUACCGUUCGCCUUCAUCAGCGAAUUCAAAAAGGUCCGCGGCAAAAAGGUGGAGCAGGCGGUGAAAAACUACCGGGGCGGCCAGGUGCGCUACACGGAUGGCAUGCUGCGACUCGACUCGGAGCUGAUGCAGCACCUCUUCGCGCCGACGCUCGACAAAAUCACAGAGCAAGUGGAAAGUCUGUUCGACAUGGUGUCCAACAUGCAGUACCUCUUCCUGGUGGGUGGCUUCUCGGAGUCCAAGCUGCUGCAGGAGCGGAUGAAGAGGACGUUCUCGGACAGAAUCAAAGUGGUAAUACCCCAGGAGGUCAGCCUGGCCAUCCUGCGCGGCGCAGUGCUGUUCGGCCUGGAUCCGAGCGUCAUCCAGGUGCGCCGCUGCACCAUGACCUACGGGGUCGGCGUGCUCAACAAGUUCAUGCGCGGUAUCCAUCCACAGGGAAAGCUGCUGGUUCGGGACGGCCGUGAGUGGUGUGCCGACAUUUUCGACAAGUUCGUCACGGCCGACCAGUCGGUGGGGGUGGGCGAGACGCUGCUGCGGCGCUACACGCCGGCCCGGGCCGACCAGACCACCAUCGUGCUCCACCUCUACUGCUCGCACAAGGAGAAGGUCAUGUUUGUGACGGAUGAUGGGGUGGAGAAGUGCGGAACGCUGAAACUGAUCCUGGAGGGCACUGCGCCGAGCCCAGCCAAACGGAGAGAAAUUCAGGUGCGGAUGCGGUUCGGUGACACGGAGAUUCUGGCGUCGGCCGUGGACCUGGUGUCCCAGCGCUCUGUGACGGCGCACAUCAACUUCCUGAACCUGUGAGCGGCCCUCACACACACAGAGGAGCCUCUGUCAGACGGUGCUGCCCUCUGCAGUCGGACCACGCCUGCUGCCAUCUGUCGCCGGUGUGGAAAAACAAUCAUCGAAACAUUGCUCGUGCCGCUAACAGUGUAUUAUGAGGCAAAUACUGCAUCAAACUACGUGGUCAUCUGCUGCGUUUAUCACACAUGCUGCAUCGUUGUGUGUGUAUUUGUGUGCUUGUUUCGUGCAUUGUUUCAAUGUCUGUGUUAAUUAAGACGUGAAAUGCUUAUGUCAUGAUAUUGUGCAGAGCUUGACGCCGCAUAGUAUUCUUCAAUUAGGUAUGCAACAUGCAUAGAGGCUUUAAUGAAACCAUCGUUUGACAUCAUCUUACUGACAUUUUCGUCAAACAUGAGCCACAACUUUUGUGACGUUGUGAGAUAAUAACUGACAAAAAUCCCAAGUUGAUGCACAGCUCUCACAGCAUUGGACGGUUGGUCAGCCAUGUGUUUGGGGAUCAUAACUAGUUAAUUGACAAAGACACUCCAGUAAAAUGACCCAAUGGAAAUAAGAAGUUUCGUGCGUACUGCGUACACUUCUACACUUU
Molecule: messenger RNA, 3762 nt
Organism: Amphibalanus amphitrite
Lineage: Eukaryota; Metazoa; Arthropoda; Thecostraca; Balanomorpha; Balanidae
Product: heat shock 70 kDa protein 12A-like
Exons: 13
Coding region: 21-3179 (1052 amino acids)
Source: RefSeq, a predicted model, not a curated record